This is a messenger RNA of Armigeres subalbatus, 1587 nucleotides long. RefSeq names its product endothelial lipase. The transcript is spliced from 7 exons. NCBI's taxonomy places the organism in Eukaryota, Metazoa, Arthropoda, Insecta, Diptera, Culicidae. Bases 547 to 1506 code for a protein of 319 amino acids. Gene Ontology annotation, molecular function: lipase activity. Gene Ontology annotation, biological process: lipid catabolic process. The record is from RefSeq and is a predicted model, not a curated record.
GCAUCAGUUGAUUCGAAUUUUACCGCUUUGGCCUAGUUGGAAUCGAAUUCGCGAAGCAGUUAGCAGUGCAUUAGACAUUAAUAAUUACCACUGGUGUAGGUGCUGCAGCGCUGGUUGGUGGACGGGAGCGAACGAUUUGAUAUUGCAAAACGCUUCGGAACCAUUCCGGUUCAUCGAAGGUGGUAAAGGUUCAAGUUGGGGCAGCAUUAGUCAGUAGCAACCGUUCGAGAAACGACGCGAAAAAAAUCCAAUCGACUGGGUUCGACUCGCUGGACAUCAAAUCGCGUGUCAGUGGGAAGGGUAGACAGCAGUGAGAGCAGCCAGUUUGUGCGGAGUUGUAGUUUUAAUUCAAACGUUGAUCCGUUCGGUAGCUUUGUUGUGAUCGUGCGCUGGUUGACCGUUCCUGACUCGUAGUGUCGUCGAAGCAGAAGCUCGGGAGGUGAUAGACAUCUUACCUGGGGGCGGUAAUGAUAGUGAUCGGUUACUCUGUGAUUCAUGAUUGAAUUGAGCAACAAGUGACGGAAGAGGCAGCCUUCAACAACAAAGAUGAAAAAGAUGAAGAAUCCACGAUUGUGGGUCGGCAUGAAGCCAAUCAAAGCGAAACUGGACACGGCGAAGUUUAUGUUUUUCUACGGAUCCAAAUUCGAAGACCAUGAAGUGUUCGACCUGAGCCGGGCGGAGGAUAUUAUCCAGCACCCACGAUUUGAUCGAACGAAGAAAACGGUCAUGUACUUCCACGGAUAUAUCGAAUCGCCGGAGGUCGAGAGCGUUCACGUGAUCGUCGAUGCAUACCAAAAGCGAAAUGAUCACAACGUGAUUAUUCUGGAUUGGACACAACUGGUCGACGGAAAUUACCUGCUCGAAGCUGUGCCGAACUGUAAAAAGUUUGGAUACAAGCUCGGAUCCAUCAUACUGGCGAUGAUCAACUCCGGAUUAGACGUUGAUAAACUACAUCUCGUGGGACAUUCGCUUGGAGGUCAGCUGGCUGGAUUUGCUGGUAGAACUGUGAUAUCGCUUUCUGAUAAGAAGAUUAAGCUUAAGAGAAUUUCAGCUUUAGAUCCAGCCUUCCCACCAUUUUAUCCGGGUGUGUUAGUGGCACAUUUGAGCGAAAAAGAUGCAGAAUUUGUGGAUGUUAUCCAUACGGACGCUUGGUUGUACGGAGCUCCAGUUAGUACUGGUACGGCCGACUUUUGGCCCAACAACGGCAAAACAUUGCAGCCUGGCUGUCCCAAAAGGAAUUACAAACCAUUGACGGACAACGACCUCUGCAGUCACCGGCGGUCAUGGUGGUUCUGGGCGGAAAGCGUGGCCGAAGGAUCAAAUCCUUGCUUCCAUUCGAUCCGAUGCAAAUCCUGGAGCGACUUCAAAGAGGGCAAGGUGGAUCGGUCUGGUCAAAUUGUACAUAUGGGAAUCGACUGCAGUCCAGAGGCCAAAGGAGAUUACUAUUUGCAGACGAACGGAAGUCCUCCGUACUCCAAAGGAGUGGCUGGAGCGAAAUACGAAUAGCAUAGCCGUGUUUUGAAUAGCAUUACCAAUUUUAGACUAGUACAAAUUGUAUUUAAUAAAUAUUUUGGAAUCAUAUACAAA